Molecule: messenger RNA, 2299 nt
Organism: Cylicocyclus nassatus
Lineage: Eukaryota; Metazoa; Nematoda; Chromadorea; Rhabditida; Strongylidae
Source: the annotation of a GenBank genome assembly
AUGUCUCCAGUCCACUCAAGACUGCUCUAUAAAGAUGAGACGCCCAGAAAAUACCGAAAAGAACGUUUUCAGUCGACCAAGGUGAAACCAUACCGGGAUAUUAGCGAGGAGAGCGAAGGUACGACUGCAUCUCAGACAUCAAUGGCGCCUGCUCCACGCGAUACGGUGACACCAGGUACCUCGGAAGCGGACGAAGUGGACAAGAAUAAGAGCACUUCGCAGGAUAAAGAGACUGCGACAGAUGAAAUUGCGGAACUGCCCCCAAUGAUACCGGUACCAGAGGUUGACAGCGAAGAGACCGCGGAAAUUCCGAGAAGGUAUCUACCCCGAAGCGUUUCCGAAUGCGAGAAUGAUGAUAGAGAGAGUCAACGCUCUAUACUCCGAAAUCCUAACCUAUCCAAAAUUCGUCCAAUGCUCGAGAAACGUCAAUCUUUUGAUCUACAGCUGGAACGCACAAUACCGGACAAUAGCAAUGAAGAUGUUAUCGAACGUUAUUACCAGAGGAAUCAAGCUACAAUUAACAGUCUGCACGGUCGAAAUACGGACACGGUGCGUCGAAUGCGAGAGCGACGUCAUCCGGUAUCAUUGGCAUCCCGAAGAAGUACACAAUCGGAGAUGGUUAUACCAGGGCCGAAUAUUCGAGAGAGAAAAAAUUUCGCCAAAUCCUUCUACUGGGUUGCUGCUAACCAUAAGAAGAUUGGAUUUCGGCAUAUUUGUAUGCUACUGCUAGUCCUUGUAUACACACUGCUGGGUGCUCUUCUUUUCUACCUGGUUGAGUCACAUUAUGAGAGAAAUAUCGUCGUGAUCCGAAAAAAUGCUUUGGAUGAAACCAUUCUGAAAAUAGCUUCUGAAAUGACGAAUAAGGUCAAUGAUCCUGAUGAGACUGUUAAUGUUACGAUGAUGGAAGAUUACAUCAAGCGAGCCUAUGUCACACUUCUACAGCAAGAAUCUGCUUACAAAGGUAGCACAUUCUAUAAAGCGGAGGAUCCUGAGAACAACUAUAAGUGGACUUUCGGAAGCGCAUUCUUCUUCUCCAUGAAUGUGUAUACAACGACCGGAUAUGGCUCAAUCGCUCCAGAGUCUAUAGCUGGAAAAUCGUGUGUGAUGGUCUACGGUCUACUAUUUGUGCCUCUGACACUUGUUGUACUUCGAGACCUCGGUCAAUGGGCACUUGUGCAUACAACGAAAAUCUACGCUCGAUUGCUGAUAAUGUUCAGAAGGGCCAGAGGACAUGAGGAGACGAAAGAUGACGAAUUGAUCAAUCUGCCAAUAAAGUUCUGCAUGGGCAUCAUGCUGGGUUAUCUGCUCUUUGCAAGUCUAUUCAUCUACGAAUACGAUGCAUUGUCUGGUCCACCUGAUUCUGGCAUGGAUUUCUUCCAUUCCUUCUAUUUUUCCUUCAUCUCAAUGACCACCAUUGGUCUCGGAGAUAUCAUGCCCAAUAACGUUACGUUCGCACCCAUUAUCACUCUCCUUUUCUUCUUCGGUAUGCCAAUCCUCAAGGUCGUCAACAGAAGUACAUAUAUUUGCGUUGAAAACGGUGUUUUCGGGACUAUGACAGUAUUAGAGAAUCGACUUGAUAGUUGCUGGACUGGUGUCCCACCAAAUGACGCCGAGGCCCAACCUGUGUCUCCUCGGCCUUCAAUACGAAGUCGAAGUCUUCGCGAUCCAAACAUGGACGAUGAAUCGUCUUCUGACGAUGAGGUUACGCAGACCAAUCAAAUGCUCAACAAUUUCACAAUUCGCUCAAUUGCCACAUUCAUGAAAUCACAGUCCGAUGUUUACGGUGGCGAUUUCGGACGAGUUAACCUUAGACGCGGUGAUCUGCUACCUCGAAAUAAUGACAACAGCGAUACGGUGCGAUCGGUAUCGUCAACGGUCCGGCGUGCGGAUUCAACGGCUCGUUACUAAUCUUGACAGCAUCUCAACAAUUAUUAAAACCCAAACUGGUACCAUUGCUGGAGUUUUCCGGGCUUUACGUGUAAUUUUUUGGUUAUAAUUGUGUUAUUUCCUUUAAUUUUUAAUUUGCCAUGUUUAUCAGUAUAUAUCAUAGUGCUAAGAGAUUUAUUUGCAUAGCUUUUCAGUCGUCGCUCGCUACUUCUGGUAAAACUGACGCAGAAAAAUCUGCACUUUCGGCCUAUGCAGCGCGUGGUUUUGGCAUCUAGUACGGCGCUGAUAAUUGCAGCAAACUUUUUACUACCAACUUUUACAACUUGGAUGGUCCCGCCGAGAAAACAGCGCCCUCUAUUGGCAUGCUGUUUAGAUAGCGUCGUUCAUUUCUCAGCUGCACCAGAUUUCCUUG